Schistosoma curassoni is the source of this 675-nucleotide messenger RNA. NCBI's taxonomy places the organism in Eukaryota, Metazoa, Platyhelminthes, Trematoda, Strigeidida, Schistosomatidae. The record is from the annotation of a GenBank genome assembly.
AUGCAUUCGCUAAUCAACAACCGGAUUAAUGUAUUUACGUUUCUGUUUUAUAUCUUGGUCCAAUAUAUUGCGAUCUAUCCGGGUCGCUCUAAGGAGAUAGUUUGUACGCGUGCUGAUGUGCGACACCCGUCAAGUUUAACAAGACUUUUCCGUUGCACUGUUAUAGAAGGUGAUUUGUUUGUUGUUUUCACGCGAAUUCCAAGGGACGCAAGUCUGCCGCUUCUGAGGGAAAUAACUGGAAGUCUGCUUGUGUAUGAUGUUGAAGGACCAGAUGACCUUUCCAAUUUAUUACCAAACCUUACUUUGAUCAGAGGACAAACUCUAGUGUUCGGCUAUGCCGUUGUCAUUAAAAGUACAUCACUCAAGAAUAUCGGUCUUUUUUCCCUCCGAGUGAUUCAGCAAGGUGGAAUACGUAUAGACAAUAAUCCACAACUGUGCUAUGUAAGGACUAUUGACUGGGAUGUAAUCCUUCAGGAUCAGAGUGCGGGCGUGUCUUCGGUCAAGAUCGUUAAAAAUGGAUUAAUGUGCCCAAAUACCUGUUCAUCUGGUUGUUCUGUGGCUUCACAAAGUACUGGACGACUUUCAGCAAUAGGAAUCUGGAGCCCCUUAUUAAGAGAUAUUUCUCCCACUGAUGGACAUUGUUGGUCUAUGAAUAAAUGUCAAUCAAUAUCUUGA